Molecule: messenger RNA, 666 nt
Organism: Aureobasidium musti
Lineage: Eukaryota; Fungi; Ascomycota; Dothideomycetes; Dothideales; Saccotheciaceae
Source: the annotation of a GenBank genome assembly
AUGGGUACUGUCUAUGUGGCUACAUACUACCUCCCUCAGUGGUUUCAGAUCGUUAAAGGUGUCUCUCCCAUCAGAUCUGGCGUCAUGUACCUACCACUGUCAAUGUCGGAUGUCGCUUCUGCCUUGAUGGUAGGUAUCCUCCUGCCUUAUGUAGGUCUCACAAAUCCCUUCAUUCUGGCUGGCACGACUUUACUGGCUGUUGGGUCUGGUCUGUUGUCCACACUCGGCACGUCUUCGGGCAGCCAAUAUUGGAUACCUUAUCAAAUCCUUCCUGGGAUGGGCGCUGGAAUUACGCUCUGGAUGCCAUACGUAGCUAUUCAGACCGUACUGAAAGCCGAAGACAUCCCCGUCGCAACUGCUUUGCUGCAAUUUUUCCAGUCUUUUGGAGCGGCAUUGUUCCUAGCGCUCGCUCAAGCGAUUUUCUCGGGUGUUUUCAGUGCUUCCCUUAGAUCUAUCGACAUCGUUGGUUUGAAUCUAUCGGCUAUCGUGCACGCAGCCCCUGCAGACUUUAGGAAGCUUGUGCCGAAGGAAAAUCUUGCAGAAGUUUUGAAUGCGUACAAUCAGGGAGUGACGAGUACGUUCUACCUUGGAGCAGGACUGGCUGCGGCGGCUUGUGUUGCAAGCUUCGGUAUACAGUGGAAGAGCUUCAAAACAAAGGGCGAUUAG